AUGGAUGGUGAGACGGAACGAAAGAUCGCAGCACUCAUUCUAGCCGAGGCCCAGCGGCUCAAGGCAAGAGCUGCUGAGGAGGGCGUCCGGGCGUAUCUGAAGCCGCAUGUUCGGUAUCGUCCUAAUUCGCAGUUCCUCCGAGCUACCGUGCAGAGUGUUGAGUAUGCCAACCGCGUGGCGGACGUGAACGAGAUGUGGAAGGAGCGAGAGCUGGAGCUGGCAGGAGAGCUGCGCGAGACACGAGGGGAUUCAGCUGAGCGACCGAUGACGUCCAGGGAUGCGAGGGGAGAAGGCAGCGGAAAUGGGCACAGGGAGAUUCAAAGGGGAAAAGAGCACAGGAAGAGGCCAAGGCAGGAUGGAGAGGGAGGCGGUGCCAAUGCGGAGCAUGCAGAGCAGAAGGGCAUUGAUGACUCUGACCUUCUUGCCUUCCUCAAGACUAAGGCUAAGAGAGGUAGAGGGGCCAUCGGCUCUCGGGCCGAUGCAUGGGGAUCGGAACCGCCUUCCGUGCCAGCAGGCAUGCAGGGAGUCGCAGAGGAGGGGAGUGGAGCAGUGAGCAUGCUGCUUGUGCGAGUGAGGGAGGAGUGGGAGGACAGCGUGGUUGCUGGAAAGGGUAGAGGGCUAUCGACCUCCUGGGCAGCAGCUGGCCCUGCUACUCUUGGUGCUGCUGGUGCUGCUGGUGUUUCUGGUAAUGGUUCUGCUGGAGGGACAGAUGGCCGUUGGAUUCGAGGUGUUCCGUUGGAUGCGUGGCCUCCAGCCAUGCCGAACGUCGAUUGUAGAAUGUACGAGGCGAAGUUUCCAGAGGUAGAGCAGGUGGUGAUGGUUCAAGUUAAGAACAUCGCCGACAUGGGCGCGUACGUCUCGCUUCUUGAGUACAACAAUAUCGAGGGUAUGAUUCUCUUAUCGGAGCUGUCCCGUCGUCGCAUUCGCUCUAUAUCGAGUCUGAUCAAGGUCGGCCGGCAAGAGCCCGUCAUGGUGGUCCGCGUGGACAAGCAGAAGGGUUAUAUCGAUUUAUCGAAGCGGCGUGUAUCGGAGGAGGAGGUGGCGGCCUGCGAGGAGAAGUACAACAAGUCUAAAAUGGUUCACAGCAUCAUGCGCCACGUGGCAGAGACGUCCGGCGUCGAUGUCGAGGAGCUAUACACGAACGUGACGUGGCCGCUGUACCGCAAAUACGGACACGCGUUCGAGGCGUUCAAGCUGGUGGUGACGGAUCCAGAUGCGGUGCUGGGGGGACUCACCAAGGAGAUCACGGAGAUAGGCGAAGACGGCAAGGAGGUGAAGAGGGAGGUGCCAGCCAUGCCAGAGGACGUGAAGGCGAACCUGAUUGCCAACAUCCGCCGCAGAAUGACCCCGCAGCCCCUCAAGAUCCGAGCCGACAUCGAGCUCAAGUGCUUCCACUAUGAUGGCGUGCUGCACAUCAAGGACGCCAUGCGCCGGGCGGAGCAGGAGAGCGAGGAGGACUGUGCGGUGCGCAUUGUGCUCGUGGCGCCGCCGCUUUACGUCCUCACCACCUUCACGCUUGCCAAGGACAAGGGCAUAGCGGUGUUGGAGCGGGCCAUCAGAGCAGCGAGUGAGGAGAUCGAGAAGCACAAGGGCAAGCUUACAGUCAAGGAGGCGCCGCGCGCGGUGAGUGACCGCGAUGACCGGUUGCUGGCAGAGCACAUGCAGAAGCUCACAGAUGCCAAUGCUGAGGUGGAUGGUGACGUGGACAGCGAGGAUGAGGAUGAGGGCAUGGGCUCCGUGCUCGGCGCCAUGGAUCUUCUAUUCGGAAAGAAGAAAACGCCAGCAGAGAUUUUGCGGGAGAACAAGCGCAUGUUGGACCGGUCAAUUCGGGAGCUGGACCGCGAGCGGGCGCAGCUGCAGCAGCAGGAGAAGAAGCUCGUGGCUGACAUCAAGAAGUCGGCCAAGCAAGGGCAGAUGGGCGCAGUGCGGGUGAUGGCCAAGGACUUGAUUCGCACGCGGCAUCAGAUCACCAAGUUCUACGGACUCAAGUCACAGCUGCAGGGCGUGUCCCUGCGGAUACAGACCCUUAAGUCCACCCAAGCUAUGGCGGACGCAAUGAGGGGAGUGACCAAGGCCAUGCGAUCCAUGAACAAGCAGCUCAACCUGCCAGCUCUGCAGAAGGUGAUGCGGGAGUUUGAGAUGGCGAAUGAGCGCAUGGAGAUGACCUCGGAGAUGAUGGGCGACGCCAUAGACGAUGCGAUGGAGGGCGACGAGGAGGAGGAGGAGACGGAGGAGCUGAUCAAUGAAGUGCUGGAUGAGAUCGGCAUUGACAUCAACCAGCAGGUGGGUGCUCUCUGGAUGGCCAUCAAUGAUCUCUAG
Closterium sp. Yama58-4 is the source of this 2319-nucleotide messenger RNA. Lineage: Eukaryota; Viridiplantae; Streptophyta; Zygnematophyceae; Desmidiales; Closteriaceae. The record is from the annotation of a GenBank genome assembly.